This is a messenger RNA of Knipowitschia caucasica, 1377 nucleotides long. NCBI's taxonomy places the organism in Eukaryota, Metazoa, Chordata, Actinopteri, Gobiiformes, Gobiidae. The record is from the annotation of a GenBank genome assembly.
AUGGGGAAGUGUGGGUGCUUCCCUUUACUCAAACUCGUCAAAACUUUCAGGAGGAGCCGUUUACUGAAGAAAGCGGUGAUCGUGGCUUCUGUCUGUGCGCUGUACUUGGUUUUAGUGGCUGGGUUUAGUUCCAGAAACGCAGCAGGGGCAGCGGGGGCGCAGGAGGAACACCCUGGACACACGCGCGGACCGGCCCUGCGUAAAAAGGACCCUGAAGCGCUGCCAGCCGCUGCUCCAACCCGCUCCAACGUGGUCUACAUUACGCUGAAGGCGAAAAGGCUCCAGGCCGCGGGUGUAGGAGCCACUGUCAGGCCGCAGCUGAGAAGAAGGCAGCAUGCGAAGACCCAGACGGAGCCUUUUACGCGUGACUUCUUGGAGCGAGAGGUGAACCGAACCUUUGCGGACGCUGUCCUGCCCGCGUCCCAGAGCCAUGACGUGGAGGUGGAACGCGUAGGAACCCGUGACAGCGUGAGCUCCAUCCGCAUCUACAGCCAGAAGCCCCCGCCAUGGUUAACUCCGGCGGACGUCUACGCCAUGCGCUUUCUGGCCGACGCAAAGGUUUUACGCGUGGGUGAAGUUGCGCGCGGGUCUCUGUUGGUGUUUAGUGAUGGUGGAGCGGCUCCAGGGCGCACGCAGCGGGGUGAUGCGGUGUGUCAAGGCCGGUGUGGGCUCCUGCUCAGCUCCGCAGACUCUGCAGAGGUCCUGGCCUUUCAUCUGGACAGAGUGCUGCUCCUCAACAGGACGCUCCCCACGGUCUGCAGGACGGUCGCCUUUGCACGCGACAGCUGUGUGGUGCAGCUGUGGGACACCUCUCCUCUGUCCCCUGUGCGUCUCACAUGGUCUCAGUACCAGCUGUCACUCAAACACAGCUGCUGGCUCCAGGGCCACGCCCCUGUGCUCUGCUCCAGUGUCCACCAUCACGAGUGGAGCCGUCUGGCCCUGUUCGAUUUCCUGCUGCAGAUCCACCGGCGCCUGGACCCAGGCUGCUGUGGCUUCAGGCCCCAGCCCCAGGAUGAGUGCAGCCCCUCAGGGUGUGUGGGGGAGAGGGACCUGCUCCUGGGACAUCUGCACCACAGGACAGAGGCACCACGACAGCUUAUCUUCACCCACAACCACGGAGACUUCACCCGCCAGCUCCACAACCUGGACUUCAGGCUGCUGGAGGGAAUUACACAACUGCCAGCUGCAGCAGUAGCAGUGCUCCGGAGCGGCAGGCUGAGGGAGCGCCUCCUGCAGUCCCUCUUCAUGGACCAGACAUUUUGGGAGAGCCGAGGGGGACGAGCGGGCAUCGACUCCCUCAUUGAGGUGCUGGAGAGACGAGCCAAAGCCCUGCUGAGCUACAUGCACACACACGGCCUCACACCGACCCCGAUGUAA